AAUUCCAGACAACCGAAGUCCCUCUUCAAUUACCAGUUUCGGGGAAGCCCAAUCAUACUCAUCAUCUGAAUGAAAGAGACCCUUUCCUAUUCAAUUCUACUGAAUCCCUUGGAAAUCUUAAAAGCUGGAUGUUUUGGUUAGAUAUCUCCACACUCCCCCCAAAUAUAAAACCUACAUUUAUUUAGCAACCUUCAGGGAUCUUACUAGUACUCCUAAAUAAUCUCUUUAGACCCGCUUAUUUUUUUGUGUUAAAUUAGGUUUCUUGGGUUGAUCCGGAUUGUUUCUUGCAUAUUCGGCAUCUGGGACUUCCUCAAUAGAAGUAAUUAACCAUUAGUUGCUCGUCAAUUUGGACAAUUUUCAGGUUGGUAAAAUGAGGGAUACCCUGCUCACUUUAAUCUGAAAAUGGGGAACACAGGGGUCGUUUGAUAUUUGGAAAACCAUUCUUGGAGUAGCUGGAAAUGAGUCGGUCACCGUCAUUUCAUGCAAGGUCAGAACCUGAUGCAAAAGUCGAUGAAAAAGCUUUUCAGCAAUGGGCAGUUGCUUUUUGCAUCAUUAGAUUUGAUCUUGAGCAAGGGCAGCUCAUUGAAGAGUGUUAUCCACCAGGGUGUCUGACCCAAAAUGAGGAGCUUGAAGUUGCAUUUAGUUCAUUCCCAGAUUCUGUUUCACAACAAUAUAACCGCUCCAGCAUCCAUGACUGCAUCUUCUUCUUUAGGAUACGAAGGCAGGAGAAAAUGCAGACGGCAAAUGUAGUCUCCCAUGAGAUAGUUGAAGUAGAUAACGAGAUUGCAUCACAAGAUAAUAAGCUUCUAAAGCUGUCUAAUAACGCUCCAAGGUAUUUAUAUGGAUUUGUAUUUAAUAGGCAGAGACAUGAUGAAAGGUUAAAGCGAGGUGGCGAACAAAAAUCGGUUGUAAUUCUUUCCCAUAGCCCAUACUCUAGUGUAUUUAGACCUUUGUUACAAAUCAUGGGCCCUUUGUAUUUUGACAUUGGGAAGAAAGCUCUCAACUAUAUUGCUGCUUCAGUAUCAUCUUGGGCUUCUCCUUUACCUGGUCAACUUAUGGAGCUUCCUAUUGGGAAUGCCACGCUUAAAGUGCACCUGCCACCUGCUCAUAGUUUACCUUUAGAUGGUAGAAUGUUCUUUGAAGAGUUAACUUCACCUAUAGCUCCUUUUCUUCCUUCUAAUCAAUCUGUACCACAAGGUCUGUUCCAUGAUUCAGACCUUUUUGGUAUAUUUAGAGGGCUUUUGAUGCAGCUUUGGAGGCUAUGGGAAUUGUUACUCAUUGGUGAACCAAUUCUUGUCAUAGCACCUACACCUCCCCAGUGCUCUGAAGCUGUUGCUGGUUUAGUUAGUUUGGUCGCUCCACUUCUUUGCAGUGUUGAUUUCAGGCCUUAUUUUACGAUUCAUGAUCCAGAAUUUGCCCAGUUAAACUCACUUCAAGAAGGUGCAACUUUCCCUCCAAUGGUUUUGGGGGUGACAAAUCUUUUUUUCCUUAAGGCUCUUCGUAAUGUUCCUCACAUUGUUUCAGUAGGAAGCCCUGCUUCAAACUCAAAUCGUCCUGCUAUGUCUUCUCGGACCUCCAUUGGCAAAAUGCCUGAUGGCCAAGAUGGAUUUGGGCUUCCACAACUUUCCUUGAAGAAGUUCACGCCUUCAAAUUUCUUGAAUGCCGUGAAAUUGAGGAGGGAUGGCCCUCUUUGCCUCAUGACAGAACACAGAGAAGCGGUUUGGUCCACUUAUACUGCUAUUACAAAGCCAGACACAUCUAUUUUAAAUAGGCUAAUUGAUGCAGGGAUGUCACCAAGGGUUGAGGAAUCAAUGUCAGUUGUUAACAACGAGAUACUCCGUCGGCAUUUCUUGGAGCUCACUACCAACUUUUUAGCCCCGUUUGGUCCAUAUUUCAGGGCAACCACACCUUCUGAAGGAUCAUCUCCUUUUUUGGACCCCCCUCCCCUUCCCCAUUUUGAUAAAGAGGAUUUCUUAGCAAGCUUGUCAGCAAGAGGUCCGGGGAAGUUUCUGCUCAAGAGGAUGAGAUCAAAUUGGCUGGAUUUAUACCGGCGGUUUAUGAAAGGACACAACUUUUUGCCUUGGUUUAGAAGGAAGCGUGCUGUUGCUGAGCAAGAACAGCUUAGGUUGUGGAGGCAAGUUAGAAUGAAGACUGACAUAAAAAAAUUUAUAGCACAAUUGUCAGAGGUGGAAAUUGUUGAUUCCUUCAAUGCUAUCGAGAGACAUCUUCUUGGCGAACUGCAGCAGUCUGGUAGUGCUAAUGCUAAUGUAGACUCUGAGGCUGCUGCUCAGAAAUUGAAGGGGGAUUUGCUGGCUGUGUUUAACAUGCUUCCUAAGGACGUGCAGGAACUUCUUCUUAUGAAUCCACACAGAGCAGCUCUUCUACAAGGACCUCCUGACUGCGAGGACCUUCCAAAGGAACCUCUUGUACAGAGUGCUGUUCUGUUCUCGAGUUCACCAAGAUGACAUCUGGAAUAUUUAUUAUUAUUAGGUCAGUCUAAACGAAGUCAAUGUCCUGGCCCAGUGCUGCAGGGGAGAGGGAGAUGGUGUUUUCACAUUUGUAUACACCCUCAUUUUGUUACUUGAUAUGGAGUUCUGAUUUGGAACAUCAGUCUUCUUCUAGAAUACGGUGGUUCAAUUCCAUUGGUAUCGACUACGGCAACCAAAACUUUGGGUAUUCAUUCUUCUUAGAAUGAAUUGGUCUUGGGAUGGACUUUAAUCUAUUUCAUGAAGACCAGUUGGAACACAAGGUCGUCUAUUUUUGGCUCAGCUAAUCGAAAGAAGGCCUGCAUGUUCUGUGCAACAAGUUUCAGGUUUUCUUUUGAUUCAUGCAUUAUUUUGUUUGAAAUUGUGUAUGUUCCUAGAGAAGGGCUCAACUUCAACUUACAACCAAAGGGUUGUAAUACAAGCUAACUUAAAAGGGUUUUAAUCCUUGGACUUUCUGAGAGUGGUUCUGAUAAUUUGACAUGUCGGAUCUUUUGAA
Molecule: messenger RNA, 2982 nt
Organism: Coffea eugenioides
Lineage: Eukaryota; Viridiplantae; Streptophyta; Magnoliopsida; Gentianales; Rubiaceae
Product: protein DENND6A
Exons: 5
Coding region: 459-2465 (668 amino acids)
Cellular component (GO): recycling endosome
Molecular function (GO): guanyl-nucleotide exchange factor activity
Source: RefSeq, a predicted model, not a curated record